This is a messenger RNA of Pollicipes pollicipes, 854 nucleotides long. RefSeq lists its product as uncharacterized. The record is from RefSeq and is a predicted model, not a curated record. NCBI's taxonomy places the organism in Eukaryota, Metazoa, Arthropoda, Thecostraca, Pollicipedomorpha, Pollicipedidae. The transcript is spliced from 4 exons. The coding region runs from base 40 to 615 and encodes 191 amino acids.
CCGUCGGACGGGCCGCCGGCCGGUUGGCAGCAGGCCGAGAUGCGCGGCUGCGACCAGCCGGUGAUGGUGCAGUGCCCGCCGCCGGUCGCCGAGCGCUGCCCCACGCCGCCGCAGCAGCCGCCGCCGUUCGUGCGCGCCGCCAACGAGGAUCUGUGCAUCCAGUGCAGCGCGGCGCCCGAGGUGUACGCCGACCCGAGCAACCCGCGAGCAGACUGUACGCCGCGGCGUCCGGCGCCGGCGCCCUCCAGGCCGCCGCACCAGGCGCGGCCGCACCCCGUGCCGCACAGCACCGACAAAAACUUCGUGCCAUCGUACCUGCAUGAGCCAGAAAACAUGGCCAAGAUCAUCGCGCACGACUACCAGCGUCAGUGGAUCGACGAGCGCGACACGUGGGAAGACUCGCACGCCACCUCUAACGACCACCAGCGCAUGCGCAUGCUGAACCGAUGCAGCGAAACGGAGAACAAGUUCGUCGAGCACCAGAAAUGCGCGCGCGCAGCUAAGGCAGAAAUGGCAGAGGGACGGAUACCCGACUGCAAGAAACGAUCGACCACGCAGCGGCCCUGGUACCCGCCCGGCAAGGUUUGUGUGGUUCGAAGACGCUGCGGCUGCUGAACGAUCGCCCCGCCCGCCCACAGGAAAAUUCCAGCCGUAGUUUGUGGUGACAUGCGUGAGUGUAAAUUAACUUUGUCUGAGUUCGUGACAGGAGCAACAAAUCAGCAGGUUAACAUCACUUCCGGUCCAAGUUGUUUGUAAUGAAAUCCGCUUGUGUUGUUCAACGUAGUGUGUAUUUCUUCUUCAAUACAUAAGACACUUUCCCCGACAGCUUCCGGGUAAACAUCCUCCCGAUCUCA